Molecule: messenger RNA, 801 nt
Organism: Cryptomeria japonica (Japanese cedar)
Lineage: Eukaryota; Viridiplantae; Streptophyta; Pinopsida; Cupressales; Cupressaceae
Product: pectate lyase 1-like
Exons: 5
Coding region: 1-801 (266 amino acids)
Molecular function (GO): pectate lyase activity
Source: RefSeq, a predicted model, not a curated record
AUGAAGCUUGCGGAUUGUGGUUUGGGCUUUGGAAGUGCACCUAAUGGAGGGAAAGGAGGUGAGUUGUAUACAGUCAGCAGGACUGAUGACAAUGCUGUAAAUCCCUCACCUGGGACUCUCAGAUACGGAGUUACUCGUGAUGGUCCUCUAUGGAUAACUUUUUGGCAGAGAAAUGGGCCUUGCAUUAUCCUGUUGAAUGGGAACAACGUUAUCAUUCACGGAUUAAACAUCCAUAAUUGUCAGCCAUCUAAAUCGGGUAUGAUUUUUCUCGCUGAGGGUACGCAGGCCGAGGAAAUCGAAACACAAGAUGGAGAUGAUAUUUCAGUUAGCUAUUUCCCAGACGUUUGGAUCGAUCAUAACACAUUAUUCAAUUGCUCGGAUAGACUAGUUCAUGUCACGCUUCCUUCCACUGCAGAUACCAUUUCUAACAACCGUUUCUCUUACCAUGACAUGGUGAUGCUCUUGGGACACAGUGAUGAUUAUAGAGCUGAUAAAGCCAUGAAGGUGACAGUGGCGUUCAACCACUUUGGGCCUGGCCUCAUUGAACGUAUGCCAAGAUUGACCUUGUUUAACCUAAUCACGUUGUUGGAAAUUGGCAUGAAGCAGGUGCAGACAUGGGCAAUCGAGGCUAUCAUCGACUAUCGAAGGUUCAGGAUUGGAGUUACGCUUAUACCCGAUGAAGUUGCCUUAGGCAAUCAGGUUGUCAUCGGCUAUCGGGAGGACUGCAAGGAAGCUAUGUCAAAGUCCGAUGGAUCCUCCUUGGGUCAUCUGAGUGCUAUCGGCUAUUGGAGUAGUCUGUGA